UCAGGGGCCGGCGGCUUCUCACGCGCGGAGCCGUCGCCGCGCCCCCGGGAGCUCCCCGCGCGAGCGUGCAGGCUGCCGUGGCUCUGGCGGGAAGGGAGCGCACCGCCCGAGCGGGGUCGUAAGCCCGCCGCGAGGCUCCGCCCCCUGCCCCGGGUAGGCGGUGGCGCGAGUGACGUAAGCAGCGGGAAAUCCCCGGUUCCGCUGGGCGGUCCGCCCCGCCCCCUGCCCCUGCCGCGGCAUCCUGGCAGGGCGACGGCAGGACACUAGUGACCGGAGCGCGAAGAUUCGGGGGUGGGAAGUGUGAGCCGCAAACCCAGAAGAGCCGGGAAAGAAGAGGAGGCCCGGGGGUGGUCCGAGGACUGGGGUCCUGGCUGCAGAGGCUGCUCUGCCUCCUCACUGGCUGGCGAGCUGCCUGCCUGCCUGACCGACUGCCUGGCUAACUGACUCACUGACUGACUCACCGACCGACCGACCGGCUGGCUGGCUGGCUGGCUUGCAGUCUCUGGCCGGACGCUGGAAGCUGCAGCGAGCGGCGCGCGGAGCCGAGCCAUGGCCUCGAGUGGAUAUAAUCCAUAUGUAGAAAUAAUUGAACAGCCAAGGCAGAGGGGCAUGCGGUUCAGAUACAAGUGUGAAGGGCGAUCAGCAGGCAGCAUCCCAGGGGAGCGCAGCACAGACAACAACCGGACCUACCCGUCCAUCCAGAUUAUGAACUACUAUGGAAAAGGAAAAGUAAGAAUUACAUUAGUAACAAAGAAUGACCCAUAUAAACCUCAUCCUCAUGAUUUAGUUGGGAAAGACUGCAGAGAUGGGUACUAUGAAGCGGAAUUCGGACCCGAGCGCAGACCUUUGUUUUUUCAAAAUUUGGGUAUUCGAUGUGUAAAGAAAAAGGAAGUGAAAGAAGCUAUUAUUUUAAGAAUUAGUGCAGGAAUCAAUCCUUUCAAUGUCCCUGAACAGCAGCUGCUGGACAUUGAAGAUUGCGACCUCAAUGUGGUGAGGCUGUGUUUUCAAGUUUUCCUUCCUGAUGAACUUGGAAACUUCACAACGGCUCUGCCUCCCAUUGUUUCUAACCCAAUUUAUGACAACCGUGCCCCAAAUACUGCAGAACUAAGGAUCUGCCGUGUGAACAAGAACUGUGGAAGUGUCAGGGGUGGAGAUGAAAUAUUUCUGCUUUGUGACAAAGUUCAGAAAGAUGAUAUAGAAGUUCGUUUUGUGUUGAAUGACUGGGAAGCUAAAGGUGUUUUUUCACAAGCUGAUGUUCACCGCCAAGUCGCCAUUGUUUUCAAGACCCCUCCAUAUUGCAAAGCUAUAUUGGAGCCUGUGACGGUGAAAAUGCAGCUGCGGAGGCCUUCUGACCAGGAAGUGAGUGAGUCUAUGGACUUCAGAUACCUGCCCGAUGAAAAAGAUGCCUAUGGCAAUAAAUCAAAGAAACAGAAAACAACUCUGAUUUUUCAGAAACUGCUGCAAGAUUGUGGUCACUUUACUGAGAAACCAAAACCUGUCCCUCUGGGGCCAAUCGGAGAAGGAAGAUUCAUCAAAAAAGAAUCAAGCUUGUUUUCUCAUGCUGCAGCUUUACCCGAAAUGCCCAGGGCUUCAGGAGUUCCAGGGCAAGCUGAAGCCUACUAUUCUUCCCCAGGGUCCGCCUCAAGUGCAUUGCCACAUCACCCACCAGCCAUGCCCUCAGUGGCCCAUCAGCCUACAAGCUGGUCACCAGUGACACACCCCACCUCGCACCCAGUCAGCACAAAUAGCCUGAGUAGUUUCUCGGCGGGAACACUUUCCUCUAAUUCAGAAGGUAUCCUUCCAUUCCUACAAGGGCCCAAUGUGAGCGACCUAAGUGCGUCUAACACCUGCCUUUAUAAUAGUGAUGACCUAGGUCAAAUGGAAACGCCGUCCAUGUCACCAACUGACUUAUACAGCAUCUCUGAUGUCAACAUGCUAUCUAAUCGGCCUGUGAAUGUGAUGGCACCCAGCACUGAUGGCAUGGGGGACACUGACAGCCCGAGACUUGUGAGCAUCAAUCUUGAAAACCCCUCAUGUAAUGCCAGGCUAGACCCAAGAAACCUGACACAACUACAUCAGAUGUCGCCUGCCAAUAUGUCAGCGGGCACCAGUUCCAAUUCUGUUUUUGUGUCACCACAGUCAGAUGCAUUUGAUAGAUCAAACUUCAGUUGUGUAGAUAAUGGCCUGAUGAAUGAUGCUGGACUAUCAAAUGAUGCAAAUAAUCCUAGCUUUGUUCAGAGUGGUCAGUACUCAAGUGUUGACGCUCUGCAGAGUGGGCAGCUGAGUGAUUCCUUCGCAUAUGGUCUUUUUAAAAUAUAAGUUGUGGGACUUAAAUAGAUGUAUAGAAUAUUAAGAGAAAGUUCAGAAGUGAAACUUUAAAAGCUUACUUUGUUUCUUACUUUGAAAGAUAUUCCUAAAGUACAUGUGCUUGAUUUGAAUUGUUUUUCUGUAUUUCCCCAAGACAAGCUAUGUGUCUUUUAUAAUGUAUUAGUGAAAUGAAAUGAUAUUUGCUUUCAAGCAGAUUUAAGGUAAAACAUGUAAUGGCUAUGCCAUUGGGAAAUAAACUCAUUAUUGUUGAGGCCCAUAGGCCAAAGUGACCCCUAAGGGGUUUUCUGAGGUUUCUUGGUAUUUUUAGGUGUGUGUGUGUGUGUGUGUGUGUGUGUGUGUGUGUGUGUGAGCUUUCAAGGUAUGGAAGAUUUUUUUUUCUAUUUGCUGUGAUUUAGACUUUCAUCUUUAAAGUUACAGGUGAAAUUAGCUUUAUAUCCGUAUUUUCAAGAAAAGGUUUUCUUAAACCAUUUUUUUUAGAUGUUCUCAUUCUGUUUGAUCUCAUAAAGCCUGUCUACUUUUCUAUAAAGAAUCUAACCAGGUAUUCUGGGCUCAUAUCUGUAAUCUCUCUAUUUGAGAUUGUAAGUUCAAAACCUUCCUGAACUACAUAGUAAAUUCAAUACUAGCUCGGGCAACUUGUGGAAAUCUUGUCUCAAACAUUAAAAAGACCAAGGAUGUUAUGCAGGGGCGGAGCUUGCUCAGUGCUUACAGGGCCCUGUGGAGAAGAAAACAAAAUAACAAGUUUGUUUUAUCUCAAUAUAGCCAUACAGAGUUUUGAACUUUUCUCCCAGACUUGUGUCUUCUUCAACCUUACCCACUGUGUGUGUUGUCAUGCCAGGCUUCCAGUUGCUAAGGCAAACACCUCGGUGGACCUUUAUUCUUCCUUUACCUCCCACAUCUGUCCAAUCCAGUGUCAGACCCAGAAGGCCUUUCCUCAGGAUGCAUCCAAAGCCCACCAUCUCCUUAGAACUUUUGUUUGAGACUGGCUAGCCUCAAACCUGCUCUGUAGCCAAAAAUGACCUCGACCUCUAGAUUCUCCUUCUCUGCCUCUGGAGUGCUGGGAUUGCUGUGUGCACCCCCACACCAGGUUUGUGUGGUGCUAGGGAUCAAAGACAGGUCUUUGCUGGGAGAAGUGUUCUCACAGUUGAGGUAUCUGCUCAGCUCAGAAACCGCAGGCAUUUUGUAUUAGUACACUGAUAAACCGAGACACAGCUAUUAGAAAGCUCAACAGAUGCUACUUACACAUCGACUUAUUUCUAAGUUGAACUAAGGUGUGUCCACAUAUGUGCUUAGAGUAUUUUCGACUGAUGUUUUAUUUUCAGGUGCUACUUACUGAUCACAGCAUUCAGUUUAUACCUUACACUGCAUUUACAAACAUGCCUUUCCUUUCGCUCUGCUGCAUUCGUAUUUCACAUGGUGUGGAGAGAAUUGGCCUUCCUUUCCAGACUCCACUUGUGUAUGGCAUCUCUCCUCCUGUUCCAAUGGCCUCAUUUCACUAGUUAGUCUUGUUUUCUUUGUAUAAACAGAAUAAAUAUCUUGAGCUUAAAAGGAAAGGUUGAAAAGUAUCCCCUCCAAAUACCAAGAGCCCUUCCCCUGCACACCCAUCCUUCCAUCUUUACCUGUAAGGCGCCUCUGUCUUCUCACUGCUCGAUCUCUCCUUUGCCUUCGAUCUAUGUCUUUAGUCCACACACACACACACACACACACACACACACACACGUUCCUUGUCUUAGCAGCCGUUAUGCUCCUUGCCUGUGAUGGACAGGAUCCUGAGGGCCUGUGCUGUCUGCGCUCUCAUCAGCACUGUGGGAUGCUCAUGGUAAAGUAACUGCCCUCCCUCAGCCCUGCUUCCCUCAUGGCAUCACUGCUGUCACAGGUUCAAUAGCGACCUCCAAGGCAUAGCUGAUUGUCCUCCAGUCAUGCACUGUCCUUUUGAGUCUGCCCACUCAGUAUCAUGUGUCUGCCCCUUCUGUUCCUGGACAUCUUCAUUCUUUUUCUUCGGUGAAUAUCUUUUCCAUAUGUUUAAGGUUUUUUUUAAUACCUUAUUCCUCUUAUACUAGUAGUUGGAGCAUGUUGAACUUAUUCCCACGGGUGUCUAUAAUAUGUAACCUAUUCUGCCUCUGCUCCCAACACUUUCCUUUUAACAGCAGGCUUCUCUGCAAGGUUUGGUGCUGCUGCCACGGCCCCUGUGUUACAGCCCCCCAGUGGGUGGUAGUCAGCUAAGUGUUUCUCAUAUAUCUCUGGGACUCUAGCACUUGACAUAGACUCUGGCCUAACUGGUGCUGAAUAAAUCGUAACUAUUUGUUAGAAAGGGAGGGUGAUUAUAAAGUCAUAUUUGAGGAUAUAGUUUUUAAUGGGGAAGGUGCUUAACCCUGCAGGGAAAGUAAUGAUGCCAAGAUAGCCUGUCCUGUGAGCCAGGCUUCUCUCCUGGCCAACUGCUGCUGCCCUUCCUCUUCUUCCUCCUUUCCUCCUAUUCUCCCCCCUCCUCCUCCUUCUUCCUCUUUCUUCUUACCCCUCCUACAAAAAUAUAUGCAGACUGGCACAUAGCCAUGGGAGAGCAUGGCCCUGUGUUUGAUACCCAGAAUUGUAACAACAACAAAAUCAUAAAAUUAUAAAAACUAUCCUGAGGCUCUUUGAUACCUAAAGCAGCUCUCCUGGAAAUCACAGUACCAACAGUAUAGUAUCAGGUAGAGAUCCUGCCUGCGGAUCAGAGGUACUCCUUGACAAUUUACUCUGCACAGACAUGUCAGUAGCUUGUGUUCAUGUAGUCCAUACGACAUUUCUGUAAGUGUGUAUUGUACAAAGUGCCAUGCUCCAUGUAGAAAAUAAGGGUGAUGGUAGUCAACUCUUGUUCACAAAGGUACAUUUCUUUUCUUGUGAGGGUUCACACAUACAGCCAAUCACUUUAACAUGGACAAACUUUUAGGUACAAUUUGAAGAAUUCUUGAUUAUGUAAAAACUAUGCAACCCACUAUACCUGGGACCCCAGAAGUUCUCUUCCAUACCUCCAAACCACUGUUCCAAUUUUGGUCGGGAGAGCCUUCUGGCUUCCUAUACUUUUCUUUUGUCAAUUAGUUCUCCAUUCAGAAAACCUUAGUGUAGAGUAACUGGGUUGUCAGUUGUCUUCCUGUGCCGUGUGGUGUUUCCACAGCCUCAGAAAAGCUAUAUUUUCCAUGUUGAGACUUAAAAUUGAUGAUCCAGUUUGUCUAAUUGUACCAUAUCAAGUUUUAAUCAUUGGCUGGCAUAUUGAAGAUUUACCAUAAGCUAUCAGACAGCAUGAAGCAAGAUAAAGAAUAGAGACUGAUUUUAGGCAGCCUAAAUGGAUUUGCUGGUCCUCAGACACUCAGGCAGAAGAUCACAAGUUCCAGGCCUGCACGGUCUGCAGAGUGAGUUCAAGGGAACAGCUUUGUGAGCUCCUAUCUCAAAAUAUAAAGUGAACAAAGCGUGUCCCGAGCUGUACCUAGCACACACAGCUGAGACUCAGUGCACCUAGCACACACAGCUGAGACUCAGUGCACCUAGCACACAGCUGAGACUCAGUGCACCUAGCAC
Molecule: messenger RNA, 5877 nt
Organism: Apodemus sylvaticus (European woodmouse)
Lineage: Eukaryota; Metazoa; Chordata; Mammalia; Rodentia; Muridae
Gene: Rel
Product: REL proto-oncogene, NF-kB subunit
Exons: 10
Coding region: 550-2319 (589 amino acids)
Biological process (GO): response to cytokine; inflammatory response; regulation of transcription by RNA polymerase II
Cellular component (GO): cytoplasm
Molecular function (GO): RNA polymerase II cis-regulatory region sequence-specific DNA binding; DNA-binding transcription factor activity, RNA polymerase II-specific
Source: RefSeq, a predicted model, not a curated record